This is a messenger RNA of Thunnus maccoyii (southern bluefin tuna), 2923 nucleotides long. RefSeq names its product solute carrier family 6 member 1a (gene slc6a1a). The transcript is spliced from 14 exons. Gene Ontology annotation, biological process: neurotransmitter transport; sodium ion transmembrane transport. Gene Ontology annotation, molecular function: gamma-aminobutyric acid:sodium:chloride symporter activity. NCBI's taxonomy places the organism in Eukaryota, Metazoa, Chordata, Actinopteri, Scombriformes, Scombridae. The record is from RefSeq and is a predicted model, not a curated record. Gene Ontology annotation, cellular component: cell surface; axon; plasma membrane. The coding region runs from base 148 to 2298 and encodes 716 amino acids.
GGCGACUGACGAGCCGUGCGCGCACAGGCUGCAUCUCCAGACAUUUGGUCCAAAGGUUAGGUCUGAAAAACCGCGAAGCUGCUGUCUACGUGGACCGGUGCUGAAGCCUCCCGUCCGACUGCCAGGACCUCUGCCAAAUCCAGAGAGAUGGCGACGAACGGCACCAAAACGGAUGGACAAGUCACAGAACUAAACGAGGUGGCCACUAAUAAUGACAAACCCAAGUCACUGGACGUGAAACCCGAAAAGCAGAAAAAGGAGUUGCCUGAUAGAGAAACAUGGGCGGGAAAAUUUGAUUUCCUCCUGUCGUGUGUGGGUUAUGCAAUUGGACUGGGAAACGUAUGGAGAUUUCCCUAUCUCUGUGGAAAAAACGGUGGAGGAGCCUUCUUGAUUCCCUAUUUUUUGACUCUCAUAUUUGCUGGGGUCCCCUUGUUUCUACUGGAAUGCUCCCUUGGUCAAUACACCUCAAUUGGAGGGCUUGGUGUGUGGAAACUGGCUCCUAUGUUUAAAGGUGUGGGCCUUGCAGCAGCUGUCCUGUCCUUCUGGCUUAACAUUUACUACAUUGUAAUCAUUGCCUGGGCUAUUUACUACCUGUACAACUCCUUCUCCUCUGAUCUUCCAUGGAGCUCAUGUAACAAUCCAUGGAACACAGAGAAAUGUUAUACAAACUACUCCAUUACAGAUACCACCAAUCUCACCAGUGCAGUAGUGGAGUUUUGGGAGCGCAACGUGCAUGAAAUGACCGAUGGCUUGGAAAAACCAGGCCAGAUUCGAGUGCCACUGGCAAUAACGCUGGCCAUCGCUUGGGUCCUUGUGUACUUCUGUAUCUGGAAAGGGGUUGGCUGGACAGGGAAGGUUGUUUACUUCUCGGCUACAUAUCCCUACUUCAUGCUGUUUAUUCUCUUCAUCCGUGGGGUGACUCUACCUGGAGCUAAAGAGGGAAUUCUCUUCUAUAUCACCCCUGACUUUGAAAAACUCAAAGAAUCUGGGGUAUGGCUAGAUGCAGCAACCCAGAUCUUUUUUUCCUACGGAUUGGGAUUGGGGUCACUUAUAGCUCUGGGCAGCUAUAACCCUUUCAAUAACAAUGUUUACAGAGACUCUAUUAUUGUGUGCUGCAUCAACUCAUGUACCAGCAUGUUUGCUGGCUUUGUAAUCUUCUCUAUUGUUGGCUUCAUGGCACAUGUGACAAAGAAAGACAUUGCCGACGUAGCAGCUUCAGGUCCUGGCUUAGCUUUUCUGGCCUACCCAGAGGCUGUAACCCAGUUGCCUGUGUCUCCUCUCUGGGCCAUUCUGUUCUUCUCUAUGCUGCUCAUGCUGGGAAUAGACAGCCAGUUCUGCACUGUUGAAGGCUUCAUCACUGCUCUGGUGGAUGAAUUUCCCAGAGCUCUUAGGGGUAGACGAGAGCUCUUCAUCGCAGUUGUCUGUCUGGUGUCCUAUGUGAUCGGACUUUCAAACAUCACACAGGGUGGAAUAUAUGUGUUCAAACUGUUUGACUACUACUCUGCCAGUGGAAUGUGUCUGCUGUUCUUGGUCUUCUUUGAAUGCAUCUCCAUAUCCUGGUGCUACGGUGUGAACAAGUUCUACGACAACAUCCAGGAGAUGAUUGGCUACAAGCCUUGUAUAUGGUGGAAGCUGUGCUGGGUCGUGUUCACCCCUCUCAUCGUCGGUGGGGUGUUCUUGUUCAGUGCCAUACAAAUGGUUCCUCUCACAAUGGGAGACUACGUGUUCCCUGGCUGGGGUCAGGGAGUAGGCUGGCUCAUGGCGCUGUCCUCCAUGGUUCUCAUACCAGGAUACAUGGUCUAUAUGUAUCUCGGACUCAAGGGAACUUACAAAGAGCGACUUCGGAUAAUGCUUCAGCCUCCUGCAGUUGUCAGGCGACCUCAGGAGAAUGGACCUGAGCAGCAGGCGGAGACCAACGCCGCUAAUCUCUCCAGCCCUGCCAAUCCAGCCAAUCCCGCCAGCCCUGCCAACCCAGCUCCCGCAAACCCCGCCAGCCCAACCAGUCCAGCUCCUGUCAACUCAACCAGCCCUGUGAGCCCCACUAACCCGGCUCCUCCACCAGCUAAUCCAGGCACUGCUGCUAGCCCGGUGAACCCAGCCACUAGUCCCACCAUCUCUACCACCAUCACCACCACCAUCACCACCACCACCACCGCAGCAAGUCCGGCUAAUCCCACCACCACAACAGUUAGCCCAACCAGCCCACCGCCCAACCCAGCUAGCCCAACGGAGCCUGUUAACCCCCCAAACCCAACAAGUCCAAUCUCUAACCUGACCAAUGCGGAGGCCAACGUGUAGACAACAAAGAAACCCUCAUGGAGCAUGUAGACAAAAGAGAACAUUACAAAGGACUUCCAAGAUUUUAAUUGAUUCACCUACCUCCAGGGGCAAUAUGUGAUCAAAACAGAUUUUCGAACCAUUGUUUAAUUUUUCUGCAUUUGUAAAACCAAGCCAAUGAUGUCUUAUUGUUGGUUUGCAUUCUGAAAACAAUAUCAAAGACUGUUAGUGUUCACAAAUACAACCAUAAAUCUGAAUAAAAAAUGUAAACAUACUGUGUAAUACUGUGAGAAAAGAAAAAAACAUAGAGAUAUAGAUUAGAGAUUUGUUGAAUAUCUUCAUGAAUCAAGUAAAUACCGUGUGAAUAUAGUAGAUGAAGUAGUGAACAAAAUUGACAUCAUUGAAGAGUGCGAGGGAUGGCGUCAAUUUUAUUGUGGAUGUUUACUAAACCUCACGCAGUUGUCUCUUUUCCAAACGUUGCACUCUGUGAGGUAAACUACAAGCCACAAGGCGAACAGAGGGAGCUCUGAGUAAGCACAAUGCCAAUAAGAAGUUCAUGUUUAGGAGUAAUCUGGAGAAAUCCAGUAUUUGUUGCAAAAGAUUUUGUGUGUGAGAGAGACUGUUAUUUUUCCUUCCUUUUUUUUCA